CGAUUAAACCUAGAGCGAGAAACUCAGCAAAUAAAGUUUAUAGAAGAGUUGCGAACUGAAAGGGAGAGAAUAAAAAACGAACAGAGCUGUAAUAUUCAGUAAAUACGAUACACAUGUGAAAUGGCGGACGGUGGUAAACUAGAAAGUGGUAUUAAUAAAGAACUUCCUACUUCGAUGGAAGAUGAUUCAAAAGAACACACAUAUGAUAACAUUUGUUCAGAAAAAUUAAAAAAUUUAAAAGAACAGACGGAGAAAGGAAAAGCGAAAUGUGAAGAUGAAAGUAUUUCUAAUGCUGCAAUUCAAGAUUUGAUUGAGUGUGAAACAGACUCCAUGCUAGAAUUACUACCACAAAGAGGAAAGGGAGAAAAUCAGAGUUUUCAAAAUGUCUUAGCAGAUAAAUCUGAAGGAAAUUUAUUAUCUCUAAGAAAACUUGACGCAGACACAAGUUCUGAAGAAACAAAAAUGACUGAUAUAAUCGAGGAAACAGGAAAGGAUAAAGGUUUAUAUAAAUAUAAACCAUCAGUUGGUGGUGAUGUAGCAUGCUCAGAAAGCUCAAUAAAAAAAACAACUGAAUUAUUGGGGCCCGAUGAUUUAAAAGAUCAAGACAUGAUCAAAACGUUAAAUAUCACUAAAGAGAUUUCAAACGACAUCGACAUCCUGUUGAUCGGCAAAACUGGCAAAGGCAAAAGUGCUUUAGGAAACAGUCUUCUGUCUAGCGAAGCUUUUCUGUCAUCAGCGAAUUUCGAAUCUGUAACAGAUGUAAUUAAAGAUGGAUAUGGUGUGUUUGAAGGUCGUAUAUUGAAAGUUGUAGAUACACCAGGUGUGUGUGACACAAGGAUGAGCGAAGAAGAUGCGUUAAAAAUGGUUUCAGAAAAAAUGCAGGACGCCGUUAAUCUCAACCCAGUGGGCUAUCAUACAUUAAUUUACGUACUAAAAUUUGGAGAAAGAUUUACGGAAGAAGAUGUGACUGCAAUUCAAAUUCUAAAACAAAUAUUUGGAAAUGACUUUGUGAAUAAAUUUGUUAUCCUUGUGUUAACAUGCGGUGAUAACUUUGAAAAGCAGGUGACAAAAAAGACAGGUUUGACUUUUGAAAAAUGGUGCACUCAACAACAGGGUGCAUUUCAAAAACUCUUAGAGGAAUGUGAGGGUAGAGUGGUAUUGUUUGAUAAUUUUGCAGAAGAAGUAGAGAAAAUACACAAACAAAAAAGUGACUUAAUCAACCUGAUAGACAGACUACAGUCAAGUGGUAAGAGAUAUACCAACAAAUAUUUUGAUGUUGCAAAGGAAACUCGUGAUAAACUGCUGAUAGAAUGUAAGAUACCUGCAUUGAAAGAUAAAAUAUUUAGAGAAACUGGAGUUAUUAUGUCCAGUUACAAUCAAAUGAAUUUCCAGGAUCCGGAAAACAAAAUUGAAGAACUCGAAAAACUGCAAGCACAAUCUAUAGCUCUGUUGACUGAAUUAGAAGAGGAAGAUAAAGAAAGUGGAGCUCUUAGAAAUUUAUUAGAAACUGUUCGUAAUGUAAGCAGAACAUUAGAAGAGCAAAUCAAUACCUGUAAACUGUUGAUCCAGGAACGAGAAAAAAGUAAAAAAGAACAAAAUCGCUUGGAACAACAGAUGCAAAAAGAUAAGGAGUUUAUGGAAAUGCAAGAGGAGAAGUCGAAGAGAGAACACCACCAACUUCUUCUGCAGAUUGAAUUAAAUAAAAAGUCGAUGGAAGAAUUUGAAAAACUUCGCAAGGAUGAUAAGGAAAAAUAUGAAAAAGACUUAAAACGACAAAAAGAAAUUGAUGAAUUAAAAUUCAAACAAUUACAGCUUGAAUCAGAGCAAAAACAAGAAAGUAUUAUAAAAGAAAUAGAACUGCAGAAAAACGCGAUAGAGUCAGAAAGACAGAAGUUUUUGGCAAAGAUAGAGCUUGAAAAACAGGACCUAUUAAGGCAAAAAGAUUUUGACCAACAAAAACUUCAGUUAUUGAAAGAUGCUGCAAAAAAGGAGCAGGAAGAAAAAAAGUUGGAGCUGGAACUCAAACAAAAGGAAAUGAAUGCAGCCGAAGAACGACACAGAAUUGAAAGGGAAGCGCAAAAAAAUGAAUAUUUGAAGCUGCAAAGGGAAGAAGAAAGAAAAUUUCAAAUGAUGGAAGAAAAGGCUAAAAGAGAUCACGAGGCUCAUAUUAAAGAAUUACUGCUAAAACAAAGAGAAAUCGAAGCUGCAGAAAAAAAACAACUUUUAGAAAUUGAAAAAAUUAAAGAUGAAAUGAAAAAACAAAACGAAAUACUUAUUGAAAAAAUAAAAUGUCAACAACGAAAAGAUCAAAUGGAAAAUGACCUACGAAUUCAAGAAAUGAAACUUAAAGAGCAAGAGAUGAGGGCAAACGAAAUACGGCUAAGUGAAGAAAGAGAGGCGAAAACGAGGGCGGAGAUUAGAAUGUUAAAUGAAUUAAUGAAGGAAGCUGCUGAACGGAGACACAUUAAAGAAACAGAAGAAAGAAAACAGGAAUAUGAGUUGCGUAGACAGAUGGAGGAGUUAAGAAAUGAACGAUUAAACCUAGAGCGUCAAACUCAGCAAAUACAGUUUAUAGAAGCUUUGCAAACUGAAAGGGAGAGAACUAAAAACGAAAAUAGCUGUAAUAUUCAGUAAAUAUUGUACGGUAAGGAACGGUAUUGUACGGUGUGGUACGGUACGGUACGAUAACAAUAUGUGUACAAUAGUGCGGAAUCUUAGUACUUUAUAAAUACUUUUUUU
Physella acuta is the source of this 2739-nucleotide messenger RNA. Its product is annotated as golgin subfamily A member 6-like protein 22. Gene Ontology annotation, molecular function: GTP binding. The record is from RefSeq and is a predicted model, not a curated record. Lineage: Eukaryota; Metazoa; Mollusca; Gastropoda; Physidae.